This is a messenger RNA of Lonchura striata (white-rumped munia), 3105 nucleotides long. It is a transcript of the gene LIMD1, whose product is annotated as LIM domain containing 1. Gene Ontology annotation, cellular component: nucleus; adherens junction; P-body. The record is from RefSeq and is a predicted model, not a curated record. Gene Ontology annotation, molecular function: transcription corepressor activity. Gene Ontology annotation, biological process: cytoskeleton organization; negative regulation of hippo signaling; regulation of DNA-templated transcription. Lineage: Eukaryota; Metazoa; Chordata; Aves; Passeriformes; Estrildidae.
GCCCCCUCCGCGCCCCAGGCCACGCCCCCGGCGGGGACGGGCGCGGCGGGACGGAGCGGCUGCCGCUGCCGGCGUUACCUUGAUCCCGGCGGGAAGGAGGAGAGGAGAAGGAAGAGGAAGAAGAAGAAGGCGGCGGGGGUCUUCCCGCUAAGCCGGGCAGGAUGGACAAGUACGACGAUCUGGGUCUGGAAGCCAGCAAGUUCAUCGAGGACCUCAACAUGUACGAGGCCUCCAAGGACGGUCUCUUUCGGGUGGACAAAGGUGCCGGCAACAACCCCGAGUUCGAGGAGACCAGGCGGGUGUUCGCCACCAAGAUGGCCAAGAUCCACCUCCAGCAGCAGCAGCAGCAGCAGCAGGAGGAGAUGCUGAUGGCCGCGAUGAACGGAGGGGCUGCCGCCUUCCACCCCCCCCGUCCCAGCCCGCCGGUGGCGCGGGGUUCGAAGCCGCCCCCCGCCGCCGAGGGGCCGCGAGCGAGGCCCUGCGAGGGAGGGGAGCGGGGCUUCGGAGAGAGCGGCGCACGUGCCGGGGCCCCGGGGAGCCAGGCCGGGCGCCGGGGCUGGGAAGCGGAGCCCGACAGGAUCUCCCGAGCGGGGGGCACACAGCCUGGCGUGGGGCGCGGGGAGCAGCAGGCUGGGAGCCUCGGCGACCCCCUGCCCUGCCGCGGCGGGCAGGAGAACGGCGGCCAGGGCAGGCGAGGUGUCGGGGGCCGUGACCCGAUGCCGGCCGGACAGAGCUCCUCCUUCUCAAACUCCGGGAUCCCCUCGGCACCCUCGGUAGGGCCAGAGGAGCCCCCGCCGCAGCAGAGGUCCUCAUCCUUCUCGGCACCCUCAGCGCAGCCCACUCGAGGGUUUUCAGGCUCCGCUGAGCCCUGCGGUCCCAAAGCCGGAGGAGAUGGCGGCCAGCCGUGGUACCAGGGUGUCUCGGUGUCCUUCCCGCCAGACUCCGCAGCCGCUGCUCCCAGCGUGGAAUACCGCAGCCCGGGCAGUCAGCUGGUGGCCCGCGGCCAGACCCACAGGCCCGCCGGCAGCAGCGGGAGCCCUGAGGCGGGCUCCUCGCGCCCGGCCUCGCGAGGGAUGCCGGCUCCCAGUGCGCCGCAGAGGCUUUUCCCGGAGGCCGUCAGCGGGCCGCGGUCAGACUCGGGGCACCUGGAUGGCUCCAGCGCAGCAAAGGUGAAGCUGCCCUGCCAGACCCUCCUUCCGCAGCCAGAGCAAGGGCCAUCGGCGGCUGAGCUGAAGCUGGAGGCACUGACCCAGCGGCUGGAGCAGGAGAUGGAUGCUCGGCCAAAGGCUGAUUACUUUGGUACCUGCGUGAAGUGCAGCAAGGGCGUGUAUGGAGCAAACCAAGCUUGCCAAGCCAUGGGCAACCUCUACCAUGACAGCUGCUUCACCUGUGGAGCCUGCAGUCGAAAGCUAAGAGGAAAAGCCUUUUAUUUUGUCAAUGGAAAGGUGUUCUGUGAAGAAGACUUCCUGUAUUCUGGUUUCCAGCAGUCGGCUGACAGGUGUUUCAUUUGUGGUCAUUUGAUAAUGGACAUGAUCCUGCAGGCUCUAGGGAAAUCAUAUCAUCCAGGCUGCUUCCGAUGCGUCAUCUGCAACGAGUGUCUGGACGGUGUGCCAUUCACUGUAGACUCUGAAAACAAAAUCUACUGUGUCAGAGAUUACCACAAAGUUUUAGCUCCAAAGUGUGCAGCAUGUGGACUUCCCAUUCUGCCCUCUGAGGGGUCUGAUGAGACCAUUCGGGUUGUGUCCAUGGACAAGGAUUACCAUGUGGAAUGUUAUCACUGCGAGGACUGUGGGAUGGAACUGAACGAUGAAGAUGGACAUCGCUGCUACCCACUGGAUGAACAUUUGCUUUGUCACUCCUGUCACCUGAAACACAUAGAGAAUGGCACGACCCCAGCAGCUGCCUACCAGCACCACUACUAGUCAGCAUGGCCAGAGUUGGAAAGUUAGGACAGAAGACUUGUUACAUGCUCUCCCUCUCCCCACCUUCAGCUGAUUUCCUGUGCAUGUUUUUCACCAGUCAGCAAUGUUCCUGUCAAAGGAUAUGAGAGAUUUUUGCUGGAUUCACCAAGUUUGUAUGCUUGUGGGUUUCAGCUGCAUCAAACCAUAUCUACUUGACCAAGAAUGUGGCAUGUUAACUAAACUGAUCAGUUUACAUUUACAUGUCUUUUUCUGCCUCCUGGAGGUUCCUCUGGACUCAUUUUAGAAGAUCCUUCAGUGAAAGCACAAUUUGCUCUCAUGCCUAUGAACUCUGGUCAUGCUGUACACAAUUAAAAAGCCAGAGUCUGGCUUGCCUGCUUACCAGGGAUAUCCCAUCAGUCUACUGUUUCCUGAAAGCACAUUUCAUCAGGCUCCCUGAAGGACACCAGCCUAUUAGUACCAGCUUUUCAGACACUCUCUUUUUAUUAAUUCUUUAGGAAAAGAAAAAUGUCUGUGCAAAAGGGCACACUCAGACCUUUCAGUUAAUUUCCUGAACUCCAGUAUCAAGUCUGGCUGUAAAAGUACCAACUCCAAGCACAAACCAGGCAGUGCUGUCUGGCAACUGGAGGCCAACAUCCAAUUAAAAACAGAACAAAAAACUGGAACAAGCUAGGCUAAGUUACUGCAAUGACUUGGGGCCCAGGCUCGUGUGUCAGAGUCUGAACAGUGGAUCAUAUUUGGAAAGGAAAAGUCGGGAUGCUGAAAGAGUGGAGAUGGGGGAAAUCCACCCUCAUACUUGCUUGCGGAGCUCCCUUUGGAAAAAAGUUCUCCGUAUACGAACAAUUGCCUGAGUUUUCCAGUUUGUCCUCACAGCUCAGCCCUCAGCCUGGCUAUUCCUUUUCAUAGUGUUUACCCAGCACAAAGCCACUUCAUAGUGGUGCUUAUUUAGAGCUUGGGGAGCAAACUUGAGGUUGUUAUGAAGGCUUUGUCACACAGGGAUUUAGAGCCCAGCUCCACAACCUGAACUCAGAUGAGUAUCUUGGCAUAAACAGAUUUACUCCAUUGAAUAAUAACAGCUUGUCUGAGCAAGGGGUUGGAGAGUUUGGCCCUUACUUUCCCUUCUGCUGAGAAAGCAAGAAGGCAAAUUGUUUCUUGUCUUGACACCACCCUCCCCCUUCCCCCCCCA